AUGGAUACUAUCCGGUCGCAAACCCAGGGAUCUAACUCCCAAAACUCGAUCCCAUCGGAUCAGAUCACCUCGAACAUCAGUAGCAGCCAAACUGCUGAUGCAUCGAGAGAUCAGAUCGCGUCGAAUGUUGGUAGCCGCCAAACUGCCAACACUUCGAAUACGCCGAUCACAUCUGCUACCGCCUCCACUGGAGUGCAGCUUAGCACUCCACCUCGCGUGGAACCAGUGGUGAUCAAUCUCGCCACGCCGGUAGCAACCCCGAGCCCGAUUCUACCGAAUCUGGGUUCGCACACCAUCGAGAGACCUCUCUCUCGAGUUUGGGUCAGAUCGGAAGAUCCCCCAACAACUGUGACUCCACAGAGUCGGACUAUUCCUGUUCGACCUGCAUCUGCGACGCAAACUCCUCCGCGAGCUAGUCCAGAUGAUCUGGCACAGAUCAAACAGCUUCUCACCAACCUGGUAAACGGUCAGCGCGACCACGAAACUAGGCUGGAGAGACAUGAGAGACGCCUCGCUGAAUCUCGAAACAUCACUAGCCCGCCUCCGCGGACUCAGCUCGAUUUUUCGACGAUCUACGCAUCUGGCGUACCUCAGGCGCAAUUCGUUACGCCUUCGCGACCUCAAGUCUCUCAGACUUUCGGUCCACCGCCGAGCUCGCCACCAGUUGGCAUAAACAAUACGAGCUCGCACCCAAGCGAGACGAGAGCUCAACCGAACGUUCCGCUCUCAUCUCCACCCCCAGGGCCACCUGGUACCGAUCCAGCUAGGCCUAGGUGGUUUGGCGCUUCAGCUUUUGCCUCGAGCUCGCAGGCAAUGCCUCAGUUUGAGAAUCAGCUAGGCGCGACAUACGGUUCACAGCCCUCCGCAACAGCGCGAGAGCACGUGAACGGGAAUUAUCAACAAUUCCCUAGCUCGAACGGUCAGCCCAAUCGAGCUCAAUUCCAAGGAGCUAACGAUUCCAUGAAUCAAGCUCCAUUCUAUCCGAUUCCAGCUAAUCGGAAUCCAGCUGAUCCACGUAACCUCGUCGACAGCGAAUCUUUCGAAAGAUUCCAAGAUCGCACAGACCUCGCGUUUCAGCAUAUGAGCUCAAUGUUUCAUCAAGCAACGAGCUCAGCUCCUGAUAUCGACAGAGUGAUUAAAGAGUCUAGACGAACUCCUUUUUCACUCAGGAUCAAAAGUACCUAUAUCCGAGAUACCAGCAAGCUGCGUAUCCCAGAAUACUCUGGUAACAGCGAUCCGAGAGCUUACAUGCGAGCUUUUAACCUCGUCGUAUCUCGAGUUCCUUUCUCUCCAGAAGAGAUAGAAGCAGCCUACUGCAGGCUCUUCGCUGAGAACCUGAUCGGACCAGCUCAAGAAUGGUUCUCAACGCUGGACGAAAACUCAAUCGAUAAUUUCGACCAGCUCCAAUCAGCCUUCCUAAAACAGUAUUCGAUCUUCAUCGAAUCUAAAAUUACGGAAGCAGACCUUUGGAGACUUUCUCAAGGUCCAAAGGAAUCACUUCGAUCUUACAUUGACAGAUUCAAAUCAGUCAAAGCUAAGAUCACAAACCCUAAUGAGGCAGUAGCUCUACUUGCCCUCAAAAACAACUUGUGGUACGAAUCGAAAUUUAGAGAAGAACUAACUGUUCGACCUACAAUUUCACUAGAUGACGCAUUACAUCGCGCAUCAGCAUUCGCAACUCUCGAGGAAGACACAGCUCUCCUCAGAGAAAAGUACCUCAAAGGGGAGCUCGCAUAUGCUCCACCAGGUGCUAAGAAAACUGCACCAGCUAAACCACCUUCGCAGAGUAAAGGACAACAUUCCUACUCUAUCGAAACUUCAGCUCCCAUAAAGAGCUCGGAGGAAGAAGAGAAACACUGCGAUAUUCACAAUACAAACGGCCAUUCCACAGAGGAAUGCCGUGCUAAAGGCAAAAAGUCUAGCAAAAAGAAGGGAAAAAGCAAAACAGCUGAAACCGCGGUUAAGGCCGAAAAGCCAAAACCCAAACCAGCUAAAGACUCCGACAACGCACCUCAGAAAAGAGAACGCGAAGUCGAGGUCUGA
Molecule: messenger RNA, 2043 nt
Organism: Microthlaspi erraticum
Lineage: Eukaryota; Viridiplantae; Streptophyta; Magnoliopsida; Brassicales; Brassicaceae
Source: the annotation of a GenBank genome assembly